Molecule: messenger RNA, 1300 nt
Organism: Ilyonectria robusta
Lineage: Eukaryota; Fungi; Ascomycota; Sordariomycetes; Hypocreales; Nectriaceae
Exons: 1
Coding region: 456-1007 (183 amino acids)
Source: RefSeq, a predicted model, not a curated record
GGGAUGAAUGCCAAAAAUAACCUGAUUCAAUCGUGAAGAUCUGAGGCUCGGAAUUGUGAUCCGGCCAUUCGCAAGACUUGCCUGAGCCAUACUAUACUGCGAAUGCGCCAGCCAUCUCUAAAUCCAUGGAUCCAACAAUCUUAACCUUCCAUGCUUAUGCUGGUCGUGCUCUAUCUCGAUGAUGAACACCACGAUUCACAUUUGCCCCAUUUAGCGCCGGCCGUAACCAAAGUCCUUUCGCCUCCAGCAAAUUCUUUCCAUGGAACGGCGAACCGCUACUCCCGAUCUUAGAUGAGUCAGAUCCCAACCAGCAUCCACUCCCUCGUGCAACCGAAAUCCUCUGGGCCGUCUGGUGGGCUGGUGCUCCUGGGGUAAAUGCCUCUUUGGUCUUGCUGGCUCCGCCACCACGGGCAGACAGGCUGCUAGAAGGUGAUCGGCGCGGACACCAGACGCUGAUGCGGCGCAUGGCGUUUAUUAGCAUUCGGGAUCUGUCGUCAUUUUUGGCUUUCGCAAUAUCCGUCUGGUUCGUCUCAUCAUCCCAUCAUCCCAUCAGCGUACCGAGCACUAUAAUAUUCAACUCCAUGUCCCGGCAUAUUGAAGCUGUCUAUCCUUUACAGCCUGUGCACGCCGGCUACUCAAAGAGCGAUUCCACUGAUUGCAUUUUGCUGGGGAGUUGCUGGAUGGGGAAAUCACCUUGCAGGGAGAGAUCCCGAGGUUUGGCACCUUCCUCUCGUCCCAACUUCUGGCCUUGCAGGUUUCUAUCAAAAUGGAAGGUACGGAAGUACUUUUUCCUUCCUCUAAGCCAAGCUCUACCCCUUCACUCAUUUCGCUCGUCAUUUCGUUCCGACUGGUCAAACGUAGCCCAUCACAACAACGAUCACAGGCGCCCGCCACCAACUCGCACAUCAACUCGCGCAUCAUCCCAUCCGUCGGCGUCCGGCAGGGCCGCUUCCCCCUUGAAUCCGCCGGGCCCUGGCUGCUGCCCUGUCCUCGUCGUUUCAGUGUGAACCCUUGUCCUCGGCGUCUGUGCCUGUCGCAGAAUAACGACCUCGGCCCCACUUGCAAUACACAACCACACACACACCAACGUUUUUAUGCUCGCAGCGACCACACUACCAAGCUUCGUGUUGCCAAUCCCAAUUUUGCUUGCCGCCCUGGUCUUGGUCAAUCUUCAAGGGCCUUGAUGAGCUUGCCAAGCAACUUCCAAGCUCCACAACAACAUGGCUCAUUAACCAAAUGAUCUCGAUCCUCAUCACCGCAAGUGCCAACACGUGUACGUAGUCUUCUCGGAGCACAUAAU